AUGUCAACUCCUCAAUCUCUUCCAAUAACAAUGGAGUCAAAAAAUGAUACAAGGAUCAACAAGAUCUGCCAAGAUCACACACACUUGAUAGAAACACUCCCAAAAGGGAAUGGAUGGAUGGUAGAACACCUAUACAACUACAAUGGUGUCUGGUUGAACUCUUACAUUCUCAAAAACUUCUUGCUUCUCAACGAGUACUUCAAAUCUCAACCGUCUGAUAUCUUCUUAGCAUCAUUCAUGAAGUCUGGCACAACCUGGCUCAAAGCACUCAUGUUCUCCACACUUAACCGCGAUCAAUACACUUUUUCCAACCAUCAUUUGCUUAAAAACAGUCCACAAAGCACCUUCCCCUACCUCGAUAGCGAAUGCUAUCCAGUUACUGAUUUCACCAACGUCCGUCAACCUCGACUCUUUCACACUCACUACCCUCACAGACUUUUAGAAUCAUUUACCGUGUCGUGCAAGAUUGUAUACGUGUGCAGAGAUCCAAAAGAUGUAUUAAUUUCAUUGUGGCAUUUUGCAUGCAAAAUAAGAUCAAAAGAUCUGAAUCCUAUCACAUUAGAUGAAGCUUUUGAGCUAUUCAGUCAAGGGGUGACAGAUUAUGGACCUUUCUGGGAUCAUGUUUUGUCAUAUUGGAGAGCAAGUUUCGGGUCCCCAGAUAUGAUUCUGUUCUUGAAGUAUGAGGAGUUGAAAAAGCAGCCAGUAAUGGAACUAAGAAAGUUAGCUGCGUUUAUGGGAAAGCCGUUCACAGUGGAUGAAGAAGAGAAAGGGGUGGUUCAAAAGAUUGUGGAUUUAUGUAGCUUUGAUAACUUGAGUGGCCUGGAGGUAAACAAGAGUGGUGUGGAUAUACUGGGUAAGCUAGUUGAAGUGGAAAAGAAAGAUUUCUUCAGGAAAGGCGAGAUUGGAGAUUGGAAAAACUACUUGGACGAGAAGAUGGCAGAGUGUAUUGAUCGAAUUACUGAGGAGAAGUUGAGGGAUUCCGGUUUGAUCCUCGGUGAGUUUGAGAGUAUCGGCACUUCUCGUGUUGAUUAACUUCCAGAUUAAAGACUAUCCAUAGAUCUAGCCUCUAUGGGGAUUAGGUACUACUAUUGCUGUUGUGAUUGUUGUCUAACAUCUGUUUCUAUCGUUGGAACUAAAUUACUAAAAUAUUCAA
Messenger RNA from Erigeron canadensis, 1153 nucleotides. Its product is annotated as flavonol 3-sulfotransferase-like. NCBI's taxonomy places the organism in Eukaryota, Viridiplantae, Streptophyta, Magnoliopsida, Asterales, Asteraceae. Bases 1 to 1032 code for a protein of 343 amino acids. Gene Ontology annotation, cellular component: cytoplasm. Gene Ontology annotation, molecular function: sulfotransferase activity. Gene Ontology annotation, biological process: sulfation. The record is from RefSeq and is a predicted model, not a curated record. The transcript has a single exon.